UUCGAAUGCAAUGACUAUUCGUUCGGAGGUUUGCGUCCAAUCGAGUCAUAGAAGACUCACUAUUUGUGCCGCAAAUACUCGCAAACCAUGUCUUCGGAAGAAUUGGAUGAGUUCUUCGACGCCAACGACCACUUCAUUCACACCACAGACAACGCGACAGACAAUCCACAGACGCUUAGAUCGGUUGCAGACGAGACCACCACUGCUGACCAUAAGACCGAUAGAGAGACAACUCGUGCGAGCGAUGGAAGCGAUGGAAGUGCUGGCACAGCGAAACCCAAACCCGACAAUGCGGUCGACAAUGAGAUGGAAAGCAAUCGAUUGGAAGUAAUGAUUGUCAACGAAGACGACAUACGGAUCAAUGCGGACGACAUCGAGAUGGCGGCCACCGAUAGCGUACAGUUCAUGGUUUACGUGAUGGCCAUUCUUGUGGUCAAUUUGUAUAUCAUAAGCUCAACCAUUCAUUGGAUAUACAAUUAUUUGGGAGGAAUUGACUGGUCGUUGGCCGACAAGACUCACUUCAAUACACAUAUAUUCUUCAUGUGUUUAGGCGUUUGUGGCCUCAGUUUGGGAAUGUUAACGCAUCGUAUAUUCCGUGGCCUGUCGUCGAGUGCCCUGAAGUGUAUGCACACAACGAUAACACUGUUUACUGUGGUAUUCUUCGUGAUCGGCGUCUACGCGGUGUUUGUAUCGCUGGAUGCCAUGCAAUGCGUUCACAUCUAUUCAGUUCACGCCUGUGUCGGACUCAUCGCGAUUCUGGCCUUUAUAUUGCAAUGGCUUUCGGGACUCAUUAUAUUCCUGUUUCCGCGCUUUGUGUACGAAAUCCAAAUCCUUUUGACACCGAUUCACAACUUCUUGGGACGACUUGUGUUCACAGUGUUCUGCGGAACAGCUAUUGUCGGCAUUUCUGACAAAUUGCGGAUAACUGUCACCGAUUUGGAGGGUUUGGGACCCAUUGACAAAACCAAUCGGUCACACAUUGAUUCGUCAAUCAUUAGGAGAGAGACGUAUACGCACUGGAAUAUACCCAAUGAGGCAAUACUCGCGAACGUCAUUGCCAUCGCAUUCCUCCUCAACGCCAUUCUCGUUAACUUCAUCUCUUCUAAUGACACUUACAGACGAAGACUAUUACCAGAAGAACAGGGAAUUGAAGUGAAAACUAAUUUGAAAAUUAAAUAACUUAUAAAUAUGUUUAAUGUAUAUCUUAUAAAAAUGUAAACCAAUUAAACCGAUGGUUAUAUAAUACAA
Molecule: messenger RNA, 1248 nt
Organism: Medioppia subpectinata
Lineage: Eukaryota; Metazoa; Arthropoda; Arachnida; Sarcoptiformes; Oppiidae
Source: the annotation of a GenBank genome assembly